This is a messenger RNA of Numida meleagris (helmeted guineafowl), 5239 nucleotides long. It is a transcript of the gene RFWD3, whose product is annotated as ring finger and WD repeat domain 3. The record is from RefSeq and is a predicted model, not a curated record. Gene Ontology annotation, cellular component: nucleus; site of double-strand break. Gene Ontology annotation, molecular function: ubiquitin protein ligase activity; protein binding. Bases 1598 to 3859 code for a protein of 753 amino acids. NCBI's taxonomy places the organism in Eukaryota, Metazoa, Chordata, Aves, Galliformes, Numididae. The transcript has 13 exons. Gene Ontology annotation, biological process: double-strand break repair via homologous recombination; interstrand cross-link repair; protein ubiquitination.
GGCCAAUAGGGCGGAGGGGGUGGGGCGGCGCGCAGCUCGAGCGGCGCGGGCGGGCGGCUGUGGGGGUCCGCUGUGAGGUGCAGCAGACGGAUGGAGGCGCAGAACUGUGCCUUCGGAGGUCUGUCCGUCCGCCAGGGGAAGCUGCUGCUCCAGGGGUGGUGCCGCCCCAGUCCCUCUGACCUGGGCCUGAGGAGCUUCUCCAGAGCCACCUUCUACCCAUAGGCACGAGCAGACGACGCUGUGCAGGCAGCUCUCACGGGGAGGCCCUGACCUUUGCCCUUCCAGGAAAGUGCCGAAGUUUCACGGUGAAAAGUCCAACGUUAACAUCUUUCCUAAGCAAUACUUAGGGUUAGCUAACCCCGUGCAGUGUUUUAAGGCUUCCAUUGUGAGGAAAACAAGGGUUUGCAUGUGGCAGUCUUAACACGAAUCUGAGUUUAGUGCUAGGGAAGCAGGGCUUCAUUACCAGCUGUAAUUGUAUCUGUAGCUGGUCAGAUGGGAGAUGGGGCUUGAUCUCUUUCUCUGGCCUAACUUAGGCUGAAAUAUUGGUUAUUAGGAAAAACUUCUCCCAAAGAGCAGUGAGGCACUGGCACAGGUGCCCAGGAAGGGGGAGGAGUCCCUGUGCCUGGAGGUGUUCAAGACCCAUGGGGAUGUGGCACUGAGGGACAUGGGCAGUGGGCACGGUGGGGGUGGGCUGGGUUGGACUUGGGGAUCUGUGAGGUCUUUUCCAACCACAGUGAUUCUAUGAAAUGGUAGUUAAGGUAGCAUUAUAUUAAUAAGCGUUUGUUAAGAGAUUUAUCAAAAUAUGUUAGUAUAUCCGCAUCUAGUAGUUCUUGCAUAUGUCUUCUAGUUGUUAUUUGUAUUUCAAAGCACUCUUUUCUCUGUUUGCACAGCACCUACCUUGAAAAGUUUUGGUGUGUGCUUUGGGCUCUUAAGUUAUGCAAAAGAUCUGCUGUCCCCAAGGCUGUUCAGAUUUGUGAUUGCCAAAACACGUGGGUGGCAAAUGGCCAUCAACAGAUUGCAGAAUUUAGUCUACUCUCCCCUCCUCAAAAAGAUUAUUUUUUCUUGUGAGUGCUUUCAUUUGUUCAGUUAAUGAAAUAAUCUCGGAGCUUUUCUGUGUUGUAAGACUGCCUGCCUGCAAGGGAUUGGAUGCUCUACAGAGCUCAUUUCUGGCUGUAUUUGUCGGUGUUUCUGCGGUUUUGUCAUGGAGAAUCUCUAAGAUAUCUCCAAACUCUUUUCUCCAAGAUCCUAAUGCAUUUUCUGGCAAGUAAUAGUACAAGAAAUCCUGAACGUUCCAUGCUCAUCCAAAGGUUUACACAACGGGAUUUUGCCAUGCGCCCUUGGUGCUAGCUGGUGCUGAGCUAAAGGCUUCAGAUGUAGGAGUCAGGAAGGUGCUGCUAUGCCAGCUCACAUACAUGUGUCUACUUGAGUCAGUCUAUCUCUGCUGUAUGUCAAAGGCAAAAGGACAGCUUGUCUCUUUAGACUGAAUUCUGAAGGCUUUUGUAGUCGCUGAGUGCUGCAGCCAGUUCUUGCUACCAUCAGGCCACAGGCAGGGUACAGGCUUGCGAAUGCUCAUAGCUUUCUUCUACUCCUGACAGAAAUGGCUCAGGAAGAGAUGGAAGUUGAUCUCCAACCAGUGGUGAGCUACUCCCUAGAGAACCAGGGGACGCUUCCCGCAGAGCCCGCUGCUCACACGGCGCUGUCCUCCCAGGCUCCAGUGCUCGGAGGUGGAGGAGGCACCACUAUCGUUCUUUCUGACGAUGAAGUUGAAGUUGUUACCGUAUCGGCUGCUGAUGCCACGAGGGAACCGGCUGCUGACUCUGGCCAGCAGGUGAAUCCGUCCUCAGCUCUCAUCGGACUGCUGAGGCUGCAGGGGGCAUCUGAUCAGCACCAGCUGCUGCCUGGGCCGCAGGUCACGCAGCGUCCACGAGUACGAAGAGCUCGCAGGCAGCCGAGAGUCGGUGGUUCCCAGAGGACAGUCAGUGCCAGGGCAGCGCUGGACAGUUACUUUCAAAUCAGCAGGACCCAAGAGCCUGCUACAGUACCAGGUUCACACCUGGAGCCCUCGCAUAUCGUGAGGAACAGCCAGGAACACAGAUCACAGAUCACGGAAUUGCAAUCGAGCGACUCCGACAGCAGCACUUCUGAGGAGGAGGAAGAGGUGGAGACUCCAGCAACGCUGUCUCCAACAGCCCAGCAGAUGCCUGCAGCAGCUAGCUCAGUUUCCAGUCAGGAUCAAGCAGAGCUGCCUCAAACUCUGCCUCAAGCUUCUGCAGAACAUGGAAAUCAUCAAGAUGAAGAAUUUGAAGCCCAGCAAAAGCAGAGAACUCCACUGAAGAAGGAGGAACCACCAAUUCCCGCUGCACCCCUGGAGGAGGAGGAGGGGGACACCUGUGCCAUCUGUUUUGAGCAGUGGACCAAUGCUGGGGACCACCGUCUGUCAGCCCUGCGGUGUGGGCACCUCUUUGGUUACACUUGCAUUGACAGGUGGCUCAAGGGACAGGCAGGAAAGUGCCCUCAGUGCAAUAAGAAAGCAAAGCGUUCUGACAUCGUGGUCCUGUAUGCUCGGACUUUGAAAGCGCUGGAUACCAGUGAACAGGAGCGCAUGAAGAGCUCUUUAGAAAAGGAGCAGAAGUUGCGGAGGCAGGCGGAGCUGGAAUCUGCGCAGAGCCGGCUCCAGCUGCAGGUUUUGACGGACGAAUGCAGCAAACUCCGUAAGCAAGUUCAGGAGCUGAAGGCUCUGGUGGCUCAGCACAAUGUGAGUGCUUCCAAACAACCUGGCAGCUCCCGCACCUGCUUCCCAGGCGGCCUCCCCUCCAGCCAGAGCCAGCGCAAGUACCACUUGGAGAAGGUUUUUGUGGUGUCUCAGGCUGGGAACUGCAGAGUGAUGGCAUACUGUGACUCGCUGAGCUGUCUUGUGGUAUCACAGCCUUCUCCACAGUCUACUUUUAUUCCUGGCUGUGGUGUGAAGAUGAUGAGCGUGGCCAACCUGAAGAGCAGUCAGUACAUCCCCAUCCACAGCAAACAGAUCCGGGGGCUGGCUUUUGGCAGUCGUGCAGAUGGCUUGCUGCUGUCUGCUGCUCUGGACAACACUCUCAAACUCACCAGCUUGGCAACAAAUACUGUGGUACAGACAUACAAUACUGGCCGCCCUGUCUGGAGCUGCUGCUGGUGUCUGGAUGAUACAAACUACAUCUAUGCUGGGUUGGUCAACGGCUCCAUCAUGAUAUAUGAUCUGAGAGACACCAACUCCCAUGUGCAGGAACUAGUCCCUCAGAAGUCCAGGUGUCCCAUGGUAUCUCUGUCUUAUUUGCCUCGAAUGGCCUCCGCCUCAUUGCCAUAUGGUGGAAUCCUGGCUGGGACCUUGGAAGGAGCCUGUUUCUGGGAACAGAAGGCUGGGAACUCCUACCGGCCUCAUCACCUGCUGCUGGAACCAGGGGGAUGCAUCGAUAUUCAGACAGAGGCCAGCACGCGGCACUGCCUCGCAACAUACAGGCCCAGUAAAAAUAACCCGUGCGUGCGUUGUGUGCUGAUGGAACUGACCUGCAGCCCGCUGACAGAAUCCUCUGAAGAUGUGGUGUGCUCUUCUAACCCCGUUCAGACUUUCAGUGCUGGACCCACCUGCAAGCUGCUGACCAAGAAUGCCAUUUUUCAGAGCCCAGAGGAGGAUGGCAGCAUCUUUGUGUGUGCUGGCGAUGAGGCAUCUAAUUCGGCCAUGCUCUGGGAUGCUGGCAGCGGCUGCUUGCUGCAGAAAUUGCAGGCUGACCUGCCCGUGCUGGACAUCUGCCCCGUGGAGGUGAACCAGGCCCACCUGCUGGCCACCCUGACGGAGAAGGCGGUGAAGCUCUACAAGUGGCAGUGAGUGUGUCCCCGCGGUGCCCACCACGGGCACUUCCCAGGUGUGCUGCUGAUGGACCCUACGGCAACAGCGCAGUCCCACGCUCGGCUGUCCUGCACGUGCUGCUUGCAGCAGACAGGAGCUGCGGCAGCACCUUUCUGGCAGUAGUCAGGAACUGGGACACAGAGGUGCCUGGGGUGCUUCCUGUCAUCCUCCAUCCUCCUUUUUAGGUCUGUCAUUAUUUCUUCAUUGGUCAAUUUUCUACAGUCGAGCUCAGCAAGCUGCCUCGGCACAGCAAUAAUUCUUGGCCCAUCUCCAGCGUGUGUUGCUGCACUUUUUCCAGCGUGAAUAUAUUAGAGGCAUUUGCAAAUCUCUUCUACGAAUCAACAAAAUAAAAGGAACUUGAAGACCUGCGACACCCACUGUACUCUCACAUGGAGUCCUGCUGUGAUUACUGGGUGAUGAAAAGAUGGCAGUGCUGGCACCUCACCAGCGUUGCUGAUACUUGGUGUAAAAGCAGGUUCACUACUUCAGAGAACAGAUCCCCAUGUUCUUUUUUUUUUUUUUUUUGAAGGCAUAGGGCAAAGGCAGUUAGCAGUUCCUGAGGAGGAGAGACCCUGCGUUGUGGCCAUGAAGAGAGCAGGCUUGAAAAAUCUGCAGAGAGACAGUAUUUUGUCUUCUCUCCCUGUGAGCAUAUAUUUUUUUGCGCUGUAGUUCCCUAACUCUUUGUCCCCAUCUCCCUCUCUCUUCCUCCUUUACCUGCCACCAGCAUCCAAGCAAACUUGGGUGGUGUGGUUGUGGAAUAUAUUUCUAUAAUACUAAUAUAUUUCUAUAUUACUCAUGUAAUAUAGAAGUAAGGGUAAGAGGGAGGGGAUGCUUGCACUGCUGGCUGCUGCAGUCAGUGUGUCUGUCCUUGAUGCACUGCAACAGCCCGAACCGUGGAGGAGAGUGCUGACUCUUCCCCUGUAGUGCAUCAGUGGGACUGCCCCUGGGGAUCAGCCCUGGCUGGUGCAGUGGAUUCUUGGCAUCAAUACCAUAAAUAUGCUGCAGAGUGUGAGAAUGCCCAUUUCCAAGUCAGGUCAUGAAACAGGACUUUGGUUUCCUUUUGUUUUUCGAAAGCAAAGCUGUGAGGAUGCUUGAGAAGCCACAAGGCAAGUCCCUGUGCUGGCACCAUGUCCCUGGGCACAGCGCUGUGCUGCCAGCAUCUGCCCUGGGCACACGGAGCGUGCGGGCGCUCACACUGCCAGAACACUUUUAUUUUCUGGGAUGUGUGAGGUAGGGUCCUGUUUGAGUCUUACCUCUUAAAAAUGAGACUGGCGAGAUGUCUGCUUAACUUUGUGAUUUUCUGUAUAAUAUUUUAUUUUUAUACGCUGUAAGAAUAAAGUGUUUAUAGUUACCUCCACA